This is a messenger RNA of Malassezia restricta, 1101 nucleotides long. RefSeq names its product NTF2 and RRM domain protein. Bases 1 to 1101 code for a protein of 366 amino acids. The record is from RefSeq and is a predicted model, not a curated record. Lineage: Eukaryota; Fungi; Basidiomycota; Malasseziomycetes; Malasseziales; Malasseziaceae. Gene Ontology annotation, biological process: ribophagy; protein deubiquitination. The transcript has a single exon. Gene Ontology annotation, molecular function: mRNA binding. Gene Ontology annotation, cellular component: ribonucleoprotein complex; cytosol; Ubp3-Bre5 deubiquitination complex.
AUGUCUCAAUCGACUAGCACGCAAGCCAAUGGCACACCCGUGCCGAACAAGGCGUCAGAAGUGGGAUGGCUCUUUGUGCCCCAGUACUAUACGUUCAUGAACAAGGACCCUUCGCGUCUCCACUGCUUCUACACGAAGAAAAGCACGAUGGUGCAUGGCACUGAAAACGAAGACAUCACGCCCAGUGUGGGCCAACAGGCGAUCCACGAGCGGGUGAAUACGAUCGGCUUCGAAGAUACCAAGGUGUACGUGUCGAAUGUCGACAGCCAGUCGUCCGCCGACGGCGGCAUCGUGAUCCAGGUGCUGGGCGAGAUGUCGAACAAGGGCGGCAAGUGGCGCAAGUUUGCCCAGACCUUUUUCCUGGCGCAGCAGCCGAAUGGCUUUUACGUCCUGAAUGACAUCUUCCGCUACCUGAAGGACGAUGACGACGAGAAGGACGAGGCGCGCGAGGACGAGCCCCAGGCGGAUGAAGCGGCGCCCGUCAGUGUCGCUGACACGCCCGCUGCGCGUGAAGCGACCGAGGCGUCGCAGCACGCCGCUCCCGCGAAGGACGAGGCGAAGCCCGCCGCGCCUGCGCCGGCCGAGCCCGCGGCCCACGCCGAGCCCAAAGAGGCCCCGGCCGCGCCGCCCAAGACGUGGGCCAACCUCGCCGCGAGGGGCGCGAACCGCUGGGGCCACACGGCUUCCGAGGCGCGUGGCUCAUCCGAGGCCGGGGCCCAGGCGACGUCCACGGCGGCGGCCGCCCCCGAGGCCAAGCCGGCCUCGGCGCCCGCCAAGCCCGCCGCGCCCCCCGCUCGUGGCCAACAAGGUCACGUGUUCAUCAAGAAUGCGGCGGGCGUGGCGCAGGACGAGUUGCGCCAGUCGCUCGAGGCUCAGUUUGGCGCGCUGAAGGAGUGCCAGCUGAAUGCGGCCAAGGGCUUUGCGUUUGCCGAGUUUGUCGACGCAGACAAGGCGCGCCGCGCGAUCCAGACGAGCAGCUCGCAGAAUGGCGUGCGCGUCGGCGCAGCGACGGUGCUGAUUGAAAAGCGCCGACCCGGACACGCGGCGGGCGGCGGACACCGCGGCGGCCGUGGCGGCCAUCGCGGUGCGAGUCGCUCCUAA